Eriocheir sinensis (Chinese mitten crab) is the source of this 1514-nucleotide messenger RNA. RefSeq lists its product as uncharacterized. The coding region runs from base 7 to 1437 and encodes 476 amino acids. Lineage: Eukaryota; Metazoa; Arthropoda; Malacostraca; Decapoda; Varunidae. The transcript has 2 exons. The record is from RefSeq and is a predicted model, not a curated record.
AUAAAAAUGUACACAAAAACAGUCAGCAAAGACAAAAUCCGGCGCACCGUGUACGGCACCUGCGUCGCGCUGGCCGCCGACGGCGGCGCCAGCGGCGGGGCGCGGCCCCGCAAGGUGACCAUCACCCUCUUCCGGCGUCGGGGGUGUUGGCGAGCCUUCAGCUCGCGGAGGGUGGGCGUCUUCGCCUUCCCGGAGGCGUGCGGCCCCACUUCCGUCCCUGCCCCGCUGGACCUGGAGUACCUCUUCAGGUGCAGCGGCGAGGCAGACGCCGCAGCCAUGCAGAUCAAGAUCUGUGUGGUGUACUACUGCCGCGGUGUCCCUCGCAAGGCCCGCGUUAGCUUGGAGGAGUUCAUGGAGCCGCUGCUGGAUGGAGGCCGACCUGACAGUUUCUACUUGUAUAUCUACGAAGACAAGGUCGGGCUCCAGCAGGCCAGCCAACAGUUCCAGGCUCUUCCCACGGCAUGGCCAUUGGAACAGAAGCCCGGCAAGGGAAAGAAGGCCAUGUACAACGAGGAACUCACUGACAAUGACUGCACCUACAAUGAAUGGAAGACUUACUUGGAAAAGGUGUUUUCGAUGGAUGAUGAUGAAGAAAGCACUGACAAUAACGACGACACCUACAGUGAAUGGAAGACUUAUCUGGAAAAGGUGUUCUCAGUGGAAAAUGAUGAAGCAAACACCAACAACGAUGAUGACACCCACAAGGAAUGGAAGGUUCCCUCGGAAAAAGUGUUUGCGGUGGAAAAUAACGAACUUGACGAGGCGAUCCACGAGGUUGUGGAAGCCUCUGAUAUGGAUGGCACUGAUGCACACGAGGCGGUCCACGAGCUGGGGCAAGCCUCUGCCGCAGAGGAGGAGGCCCCCGAGCUGCACCCUGAGCUGGGGCAAGCAUCUGGUGGCACUGUCACAGAGGAGGAGGCCCCCGAGCUGCACCCUGAGCUGGGGCAAGCAUCUGGUGGCACUGUCACAGAGGAGGAGGCCCCCGAGCUUCACCCUGAGCUGGGGCAAGCAUCUGGUGGCACUGUCACAGAGGAGGAGGCCCCCGAGCUGCACCCUGAGCUGGGAGAAGCCUCUGGUGGCACUGCCGCAGAGGAGGAGGCCCACGAGCUGGGGGAAGGCUCUAGGAGCGGGAAUAGUGCCACAGCCAGGGGAGCUUCCCGUCAAGGCGAGGCCCCUUCACCAGUGCACGUCUCUGCCGCCCCCACAGCUUCCCACGCCUACCGCAGCCUCACCGUGGCUCAGAGAUUCAUCGUCCGCCUCGCAGGCCCCAGUGACCGCCAGCUGGAGGACCUGCAGAGGAGCCAUGGCGUCAGGAUCGUGCGGGUCAGGCGAACCUUGCAUAUCAAGGGCCACAGGGACGCCGUCCUGCAGUGCUACAGCCACGUGUGCGAUGAGAUCGCUGAGUGGCGGAAGCGCGAGGUCGCUGGGGCUCAGUAAGCAACCCGCAUACAUGCCUGUGACCCGUGACAGCCUCGUCACCACCGUGUUUCAUUGUAUUUCUUAUCAUUUCUUAU